GAGCUAUAUAAGAAGAAAGCCUUAUAGCAUCCAAUAGAGAAAAAACCCAUGGCAUCUGUAAGCUCUCCACUUCACCCUCCAGUAUUUUCUCUCUCUCCUUCUCCUCCUGCUGCAAGAUGUAAACUUCCCAGCAAAGUUCGCACUGUACAAAGAACUUCACCAAGUCCCCAUGAAACUCGAACUGGACGUGACAGUUCUUAUACACGCCAUCGACAGAGAAAUGUUGUGUUGAGGUCAGCUCUUGAUGAAAUUAAUGUUCUGGACCCACCUCCGUCUUCGUCAUAUGAAGAGGGAAAAUCUGAACCCAUUGCUUCACUGAAACUCAAAUUGCUGAGUGUUGUUUCUGGCCUGAACAGAGGUCUUGCUGCAGGCGAAGAUGAUCAACAGAAGGCAGAUGCAGCUGCCAAGGAUCUUGAAGCUGCAGGAGGACUAGUCGAUCUCUCAAAGGAUAUCGAUAAGCUGCAAGGGAGAUGGAAGCUUAUUUAUAGCAGUGCAUUCUCAUCUCGCACCCUAGGUGGAAGUCGUCCUGGACCUCCCACUGGAAGGCUGCUCCCCAUAACUCUAGGUCAGGUCUUCCAAAGAAUCGAUGUCCUAAGCAAAGAUUUUGACAACAUCGUAGAACUUGAACUAGGAGCUCCAUGGCCCCUACAACCUGUUGAAGUGACUGCCACAUUGGCCCACAAAUUCGAACUCAUAGGAUCGGCAAAGAUUAAAAUAACAUUCGAGAAAACAACUGUUAAGACAACCGGGAAUUUGUCACAACUUCCACCCUUAGAAGUACCUCGAAUUCCAGAUGCAUUAAGGCCCCCAUCUAACACUGGAAGUGGCGAAUUUGAGGUUACCUACCUUGAUGCUGACACUCGUGUCACAAGAGGAGAUCGAAGCGAGCUUCGAGUUUUUGUACUCUCGUGAAUUCUUUCUCGCUCGUUCGAGAUUGUUGCAAGUUAAAAUCUUCAAACUAAUAACACAAUUACGAUGAGAUAUUAUAAAUAUUUAUUUUGUAUUUAUUAAAAUUUUACCUGUAAAACUAUUUAUAUAGAAGAAAAUUAGAAAAUCAUAUUAAUACUAAAUAAAAAAUAAAAAUAAAAA
Molecule: messenger RNA, 1089 nt
Organism: Populus euphratica (Euphrates poplar)
Lineage: Eukaryota; Viridiplantae; Streptophyta; Magnoliopsida; Malpighiales; Salicaceae
Product: probable plastid-lipid-associated protein 6, chloroplastic
Exons: 4
Coding region: 49-912 (287 amino acids)
Source: RefSeq, a predicted model, not a curated record